AUUCUCAUCUCAAUUUUGAAUCAGUGCUAUCUGUCAACACCAAUAAGUAAUAGCUCUCCACGACCUCAAACAAUGCAUAAUCAAUCUAGCAUUCGUUUUGUUUUUACGCGCUGAAAGCAAGCUGCCAUUCGUUGACAAGAUGCACAACUCUCUUCUUCUGGCAUAGCAGCUGGGCAGCGCCCAUUAUAACUAGUCCUCGUGUGACUUGGGUUCUCCACCAUUCCAACCUCCAGCAACCAUGAAGCUCAUUCUCGCGCUCUCCAUUCUCUUCCUCUCCUGCAUCCAUGGCGUGAGCUCCGACUCACGCUUCUUCACCGCCAUGUAUUCCCUCGGGGACUCCUACAUCGACGCGGGCAACUUUCUGAUCAUGGCCGCUGCGAUGGUGCCGGCUGUGCCCGUCGUGCAUGACAAGCUUCCUUACGGGAUGACCUUCUUUGGCCACCCCACAGGCCGCCUCAGCGACGGCAGAAACACCAUCGAUUUCAUCGCCCAGGAGUUUGGUCUCCCCCUUCUUGGACCCUCCCUGCUGAAUGACUCGGACGCCUCCAAAGGCGUAAACUUCGCUGUCGGCGGCGCACCGGCGAUCGACGUCGACUACUUCGAGAAGAACAACAUAGUUCAGUUUAAGCUUCUGAACAAUUCUCUGAGCGUGCAGCUGGGUUGGUUCGAGCAACUCAGGCCAGCGAUUUGCAACAAGACCGAGACCUCAGGGUGCGAAGGUUGCUUCAGUAAGUCUCUCUUCUUCGUUGGGGAGUUUGGAGUGAACGAUUACAACUUCCUAUGGUUUGCCGGCAAGACUGAGGACGAAGUGAUGUCGCAUGUACCUACAGUUGUCCAAAACAUUGCCACGGCCGUGGAGGGGCUCAUCAAAGGAGGCGCGGUCUACGUGGUGGUGCCGGGGAACCCACCGCUGGGGUGCUCACCCACCAUGCUGACGAGCCGCUCCGGCCCCAACACGACGGAGUACGACCCCAUGGGCUGCCUCAUCGACGUCAACCGCGUGGCCACGGUCCACAACUCCCGGCUCCGCGCCGCAGUCGUCUCUCUCAGGGGCAGGUACCCCCGUGCCACCAUCAUCUUGGCCGACUUCUACAGCCCCAUCAUCAAGAUCCUCCGCAACCCCAGCCAUUACGGGGUGACCGAGGCGGACGCUCUCCGGGCUUGCUGCGGAGCCGGCGGCACGUACAACUGGAACGGCAGCGCCAUCUGCGGCAUGCCGGGGGCGACCGCAUGCAUUAACCCGUCGGCGUUCGUCAACUGGGAUGGAGUUCACUACACGGAGGCCACCAACGGGUACAUCGCCGACUGGUGGCUCCGCGGCCCUUUCGCCGACCCGCCUAUAAUGAGUGUUGUGCGCUACUAAAGUGGAGGAGAAACUUGAAAACCAUUACAGGCGAGGCGACACGUGAAUGCCUUAGUUUUUUUUUUUGAGGGAUACGUGAACGCCUUAGCUAGUAUCGCGGAUGAAAGUAAAUGUUGAUGUCAACACUAUGCUCAUAUUAUUUGGAUUGAAACGAGGUGCUGGGGCAUCGAAACAGGGCCGAAGCAAACUUGCUAGUGAUUUUUUUUUUUCUUGCGGGUAUCUUGCUAGUGAUUUUCAGCAGGCAAUAACUACUUUUCCAAAUCUACUCCAGUUCAAAAUAAGAAAUAAUCUUCUAUAUGUACUAGUGAUUCAAAAAUAAGAGACGACUUAGGAUAAAACCAGAAUUUCGAAUAAUUUCGAACAGAAGAGUAGCUAUACUAAAUGUUUACUUUCACAAAAGAAGCCGCUAGUACAUAUUUAUUACUUCCUCCAACCCAUAUUAAUUGUCGUGUUGUCACGGCUUUAAUACAACUUUAGUACUAUAAAGUUGUAUGUACUAAAACUGUGACAAUUAAUAUGGAUAUGAAGGAAUAGCAAAUUCUAUUGAGACUCCGGUUAAAUAAUAAAUAUUCAUCCUCCCUCAUGACCUCUAAAUCUUUUGACAUGCACAACAAAGAUUUAUUCGAACGAUGUUAUAGGAUGUUCAGGCUAAAUGACUUGCAAAAGACAUUUUUUUUGGGCGUGUGGUGGCUAACAUCGGGAUAUAUAGUAAAUACAAGUAAAACAUAAUGUACAUGUUUUCCAGUUAUUACUGAGCCCAAGUCGCAAAAACAUUUGUCAUACACUAGAAGUAACUAUAUAUAUGCUUACCUAGUGAUACACUAUACACUAUUAUUAAGUUAUUUGUUAGUGUGUAUGAUGUUGGAAAUCUCUAACAUAAUAUUUAAUGAUAGUAGAAAAAAAUAUGAACACACACAUACAUUUUAAAACAUGUAAUUUAUGAAGAAUGUACAAUUUAAAUUUAAGAGAAAGAAUUUUUUGAUUGACAUACAUGACGAUUUUGGAGCAAU
This is a messenger RNA of Aegilops tauschii subsp. strangulata, 2373 nucleotides long. Its product is annotated as GDSL esterase/lipase At5g45910-like. The record is from RefSeq and is a predicted model, not a curated record. Lineage: Eukaryota; Viridiplantae; Streptophyta; Magnoliopsida; Poales; Poaceae. Gene Ontology annotation, molecular function: hydrolase activity, acting on ester bonds.